AUGGACGACAAAAACCCUAGAAUCCAAUCCGAGGCAAAGCUUCUUUACACUCUUUGGCUAAGGUAUCUCUACGCCACCAGAAGGAAACAAUGCCCACGUUCUGAUAAAGGGAAACAGAGCCAACGUCGUGAUAGAGUUCACAAUCAACAGGUGGUGGUGAAGAAUAAGAAUAAUAAGAAGAAACUUGUGGAGGAGGAGAUGAUUUGGACGACGACGGGGAUUCUAACCGGGACAAAGUGCGUGAGAUUCUUCACAAGUCCUUGUCUAAAGUCGCUAACGAGGUUCUUUCGAGGCUCCUCAAAAAGCAAAUACAGAUCGAUUCUUUUCAACAUUGGAGACAGCAGCAAUCCAGAUCUCAGGAGGAAAGUGCUAAUUGGUGAGAUCAGUGGAGAGAGGUUGGUGACAAUGGAGAAAGAAGAGAUGGCUAGCAACAAGAUUCAGAUGCAAGUUCAAAAAAUCAAAGAGAAAGCCAGAGUUAAGGAAGAGAAUCGAGUGAAGAGUAUGAUGAUGUUUCAGUCAGGCAGUGUGAUCAUGACUUAA
Brassica oleracea var. oleracea is the source of this 540-nucleotide messenger RNA. RefSeq lists its product as uncharacterized. Gene Ontology annotation, cellular component: nucleus. Gene Ontology annotation, biological process: DNA-templated transcription. NCBI's taxonomy places the organism in Eukaryota, Viridiplantae, Streptophyta, Magnoliopsida, Brassicales, Brassicaceae. The transcript has 2 exons. The coding region runs from base 1 to 540 and encodes 179 amino acids. The record is from RefSeq and is a predicted model, not a curated record.